AUGGAUCCAAACAUUUAUGCCUUGGUAUUGGAUACACUGAACCGGGCUACGAGUCAGGACACUGAAGUUUUGAAACCGGCUGAAAAGAAAUUACAAGAAUGGGAGACGGAACCUGGAUUCUAUUCAGUUCUUCUGAAUGUUCUCUCAAAUCACUCAAUCAAUGUAAAUGUUCGCUGGUUGGCGGUAAUGUGCUUCAAAAAUGGAGUCGAGCGCUAUUGGCGCAGGAACGCGCCCAAUGCCAUAACAGAUGACGAGAAACAAAAGCUGAGGCAGGGACUACUCACUACAACCGUCUUGAGUGAACCAGUUGCCCAGAUUGCAACCCAACAGGCUGUGCUGAUUGCUAAGAUAGCAAGGUUUGACUGUCCGACCAAUUGGCCGAAUCUGGUGCCAGAGUUGAUUGGAGCGUUAAAAGCGCCACAGCCACUAGUUCAGCACAGGUCCUUGCUGAUAUUCCAUCACGUGGUUAAAGCACUGGCUUCGAAAAGAUUGAUUGGCGAUAGAAGAACUUUUCUGGAGUUAACAAAUUCGGUAUACGCUUUCAUAUUGCAACUGUGGCAUGAGAACACGGAGUUGUUCCUACGACACAUACAAGAGGGCGCUGCGACGGAACAAAUCACCGAGCAUUUGGAGAAAGCGUUACUCUGCUUGAGGAUCCUGAGGAAACUCACUGUAUUUGGUUUUAAGAACGCACAUGACAGUCAGGACGCGAUCGCUUUCCUCAACGUCGUCUUCGAUAGAGCCAAGACUAGUUUAGAGUGUCGUAAACUGCUAAAAGGGCGCGGUAUCUACCCACUAGAGCUAUGCGAAAAGUUCAUUAUACAUCUGACGAAAGUAGCAUUGGGGGUUUUGUCUUUCCAACCGUUCUCCUACGUGCCCCUCAUACGACCUUCACUUGAGUUCGCUCUCUUCUACUGUUUCACCGAGCAAGGCAUGUCUCUCAUAUACGAAAGGUUCACAAUACAGUGCUUGAACAUUGUGAAGGCAAUACUUCAAUGCGUCGAGUACAAACUACCCAAAGAAAUGGAACAGGUUAAGGAGCCGCUGACACUACAGGCACACCAAGUGAAGUCUGAAGUGCUAGACCAGAACACGGUGUGCCACAUGUGCCGACACCUCGUCACUCACUACUUCCUGCUCAGUGCUGACGACCUGGCGCUCUGGGAUGCUGAGCCAGAGAGCUUCGCUACCGAUGAGGCCGGGGAGUCUUGGAAGUAUAGUCUAAGGCCGUGCACAGAAGCUGUGUUCAUGGAGCUGUUCCAUCUGUACCGGGACAUCCUGGCCCCGGAACUAGUGCGGCUGCUUGCUUCCUUGCAACAGACUCAAAUAGCGCCGGACGACUUGCCCGCCAUAUUGAAAAAGGACGCAGUAUACAAUGCAGUCGGCUUGGCAGCCUUCGACUUGUAUGAUGAUGUGGAUUUUGACGAAUGGUUCACAAAUGUCCUGAGUCAGGAGCUUAAAAUUAAAGACAACAAUUAUAGGAUAAUCAGGAGGCGAGUCUGUCAAUUGAUUGGCCAAUGGAGUGGCGUGCGCGCAUCAAAGUCGCUGCGGCCGGCGAUGUACGGCGCGCUGAUCGAGCCGCUGACGCGCGCGGACGAGGACGCCGCGGUGAAGCUGGCCGCGGCCGAGGCGCUGCGCAGUACGAUCGAUGACUUCAACUUCGACGUGGACCAGUUCGCGCCGUUCGCACCGCACGCACUCGCCGCGCUUUAUGAUCUCCUGGUUGAGUCGGAGGAGUGCGACACGAAGAUGCACGUGCUGCACGUGGUGUCGUACGUGACGGAGCGGUGCGGCGCGCGCGUGGCGCGGGGUGGUGGCGCGGGCCCGCUGUUCGCGUACCUGCCGCAGCUGUGGCACCACGCCGCUCACCACCACAUGCUGCGCGCCGCCGCGCUCGCCGCAGUCGUGCACCUCGUCAAGGCACUGGGCGAAUGCGCACCAAAUAUGCGGCCGUGGAUUCUAAAUGUGGUGAACGAAUCAACUAGGCUCAGCGAACCGGCGCACGUGUAUCUUCUAGAAGACGCCCUGGAGCUGUGGCUUGCUAUCUUAGAAACAUCGCAAUCAGCGGACCCGGCGACAUUGCAAUUGGCUGACAAUCUAUACCCUAUUUUAGAACAAUCAACAGAGCACCUUAGGAUAGUUGUGUAUAUAAUGCAAGCAUACACGCUUCUAUGUCCUGAAGAGUAUUUCUUAGGAGCCGGAGCAAAGUGCAUGGCCUUACUAGAUGACAUGCUCAGUGACAUGAGGACAGAAGGCAUUAUAACAGUUCUCAAGAUGGCAGAGAUAUGCAUUAGUGUGACGUUUCCAGAGAGGAAUGCUUUCUUAGGCGUUAAGGUUAUUUGGCCGAUACUAAUUAGGGUAAUCAGGUGUCUGUUAGAAGGAGAUGACCUACCAAUGGUAUUAUCAGUCCAGUUAUGCCUUCUGUCGCGGGUCAUACUUCUCUCUUCUGACUUAUUCUAUAAGGCGAUAGAAGAAGCCGCACAUGGUCUCGUCGAAUAUGACUCUGACCCUGUCAAAGUUCUCAAUAGGGUUUUGCAUGUUUGGACUGAGAAGAUGAACCUAGUGACUCAAGUUGAAAGGUGGAAAGUUGUUGGAUUAGGUUUAGCCGCACUAUUGACGACACAGAACGCGACAGUAUUACAGCGAUUUCCUGCGAUUCUGCUGAAUCUAACGGAAGUUUUAAAUGAUAUUAUGAAAACCGAAGAGAAUGGGACAUACGUUGAUGGACUGGUAGCGCCGCCUGGAUCGCGGCCGGCGUCUCCGCUGGAAGGUCUUGGCGGCGCCGCGCGCUGGGGCGGCGGGGCAACUGGCGACUCGCCGCACGAGCGUCGUCGUCGCCGUCUCUCCGCACUCAAUCCCGCCCACGUGGUGGACCUACGUCUUGUCACGCAUCACCAGUUAGAAACCUUAAAGAAUCAAGUUGGAGCGGAAACGUUCGAGCGCCUCCUGCAAUCCACGGAACGCGACACUUUGCAACAAAUUAGAGAAUAUAUACCGCUUUGA
Parnassius mnemosyne (clouded apollo) is the source of this 3003-nucleotide messenger RNA. NCBI's taxonomy places the organism in Eukaryota, Metazoa, Arthropoda, Insecta, Lepidoptera, Papilionidae. The record is from the annotation of a GenBank genome assembly.